AUGAUGCAUACCAUAUACGCGCAGACCAGGGCAUUGAUCCAAAGCCUGUGCGUCGUAAGAGCAUAUGCACUCGCAACAUCGUCCGCCGCACACAGCGGUUCCAGAGGCCGCCGUGCGCUGGGUUCCGUGGCGUUCAGCUAUUCCAACGUGAAGAAUCAGUGCAAUGCAAAAAAAAGUGAAUUAUCGUCUAGCAAAGUAGAGUCGCAUAUCGGUGUAACAGCACAGUAA
Messenger RNA from Babesia bigemina, 228 nucleotides. RefSeq lists its product as hypothetical. Lineage: Eukaryota; Apicomplexa; Aconoidasida; Piroplasmida; Babesiidae. The record is from RefSeq and is a predicted model, not a curated record. The transcript has a single exon. The coding region runs from base 1 to 228 and encodes 75 amino acids.